AGGCCCAGCCUGUUGAGAGGGCAGAGGGAAAGGGCAAAGCACCUGGUCAGACCUACCUCUCACCUCUGCCGCGACACUUCAGUCUCAUGGAAACGCAAGUCAACAUCUUGAGGAAACGGCUCCUCUUCUAGAGACUCGCAAAGCUCCCCUUCAAGCCAGCCCCAGUCGCGUUGACCUUCGUGGUAGGAUUCAGCACAGCCCCAAGGUCUCUGAAAGCACCACCAGCUAUGCGACUUCUCUUUCCGCCACCUUCCCGCGUGGUUGCCAUGUUCCUGGUCCUCCAAGUCCAAGCGGGGAGAGCCUUCAUCCGCGCCGUCCACAGCCACGACUCCCCCAGCCUCGAUUUCAGGGCCCUGCCGGCUCUCUUUGGGCCCCUGCUCCCCACGGAAGGGCUCACGGGGUCCCUGGUCGAAGCGAGCCCCGCAAAUGCCUGCCUCCCCAUUGAAGGUCCGCCCAACGCCUCCUCAGCCUUCAUAGUGCUCAUCCGCCGGUACAACUGUUCCUUUACCACCAAGGUCCUCCACGCCCAGCAAGCUGGCUUCCACGCUGCCAUCAUCUACAACGUCGACUCCCAGACACUCGUGAGCAUGGUGAGAGAGCCAGACACCGUACAUCACAUCCGUAUCCCUGCUGUGUUCACGACAGAUGUGGCCUCCAGGAUCCUGAAACGGCUUCAUGGGGCUGGCAAGCUGAACUCGGUGGUCCUGAUGCCCGAAUACUUCCACUUCACCUGGAAGGUGGCUUCUGGGACCACCCGAAUUUCUUCCUCGCACCCCUGCAGGUGUCACAUCCAGCUGCCCGGGCCCUGCUCUCAGCUUUCACUUCUCCACACUUUCUGGUUCUUCUGCAUCCCGGUGUCCGCCUUGAUAGCCGCAUUGCUCAUUGAGAAAUACCUCUUGAGGUGCCACAGGUGGAAGGCGGGGAGAAGCUUCCACCUCCAAGGAAACAGGGGAGAGCUGCUCACCUUCUCCUUCCCCAGCUCCAGAUACCAGGAAUGCGCCAUCUGCUUGGAGAAGUACGUUGAGAGGGACAGCCUGAAGGUCCUCUCCUGCUCGCAUGCAUUUCACAGCAAGUGCAUCGACCUCUGGCACAUCACCCAAGCCAGGAGCAAGACCUGCCCUCUCUGCAUGCAGAGGGUCAUGGUGGUCACCCGCUUGCAAGCGGUGAGGCUGUGGAAAGAGGGGGCCGCCAGGGACAGCCGCCGGACCCUGUGGCCCAGCAAAGCCAGAACCGCCGUGGACCAACCAGCCUGCCUCUUGCUCCCCCAGCAACUCCCUUCCCGGUUCUGA
Podarcis muralis (Common wall lizard) is the source of this 1289-nucleotide messenger RNA. RefSeq names its product E3 ubiquitin-protein ligase ZNRF4-like. The record is from RefSeq and is a predicted model, not a curated record. NCBI's taxonomy places the organism in Eukaryota, Metazoa, Chordata, Lepidosauria, Squamata, Lacertidae.